UUUUAUUGGGACAAAUUUGGAAGUAACCAAAAAUAUUGUUCGCAAAUCGCAUUUAGUGAACACUUCAGCAUCCUCUCUGCUACUGCCCGUACACUAGUCAUACACUGCGAUCUCCAUCUUUAUCGAGCUUCAACAAAUCCAAUACACCAGAAUUUCAAGCUUAACAUUUAAUCAUUUCGAGAGGAAUGCUCUCUAGGUGUAAGGUAAUAUAGGCAAAUGGAAGAUACAAAGGAAAGUUCUUUGGGGUCACAGCUGAUGGAGAAGUUUGUGAAUUGUGAUUAUGUAGAGUUCUUGAAAAGACAAUGCCAUUAUGGUGUUGCUGGGACAGUGGCAAUUGCUGUGAUAAUACCUCUGUUGCUUUCAAUCUUAUGGAUGGGAAGGAGGAAGGUGAAGCAAAGAGGAAUUCCUGUGGAAGUAAGUGGUGAAGCCGGUUUGGCUAUGCGUAAUGGUAAAUUUAAGGAGCUGGUAGAGGUUCCUUGGGAUGGGGCCACUACUGUGGCAGCUUUAUUUGAGCAAGCAUGUAAGAAACAUGAAAACCAUCGGUUUCUUGGAACAAGAAAGCUGAUUGAUAAGGAAUUAAUUCAAGCUAGUGAUGGAAGGAAGUUUGAGAAGGUGCAUUUAGGUGAGUACCAAUGGGAAACAUACGGGCAAGUUUUUGAGCGUGCUUGUAAUUUUGCGUCAGGACUUAUUAAGAUAGGUCAUGAUAUUGAUACCCGUGUGGGUAUUUUCUCCGAAACACGAGCUGAGUGGUUUAUUGCUUUGCAGGGAUGCUUGCGACAGAAUAUUACGGUGGUCACUAUGUAUGCUUCUUUAGGCGAGGAUGCAUUAAUCCACUCCCUUAAUGAGACUCAAGUGUCGACUUUGAUAUGUGACUCAAAACAAUUCAAGAAGGCAGCUUCAAUAAUUUCAAAAUUGGAAACAGUUAAAAAUAUUAUCUACUUCGAGGAAGAUAGUGCUUUAAGUGAUUCUGGCAUCUAUGAUGAUAUGGAUGACUUGAAUGUAUCAUCUUUUCAUGAAGUUGAGAAAAUUGGGAAGGAUCAUCGUUUGAAUCCAAGACUACCUAAGAAGGAGGAUAUUGCUGUUGUCAUGUAUACAAGUGGCAGCACAGGAUUACCUAAGGGAGUUAUGAUGACUCAUGGAAACAUAGUAGCAACUGCUGCAGCUGUCAUGACUGUGGUGCCUGGUCUUGGAAGAGAUGAUGUAUACUUGGCAUAUUUGCCUCUUGCUCAUGUUUUGGAAUUGGAAGCCGAGACGGUGAUGUUGGCUUCAGGUGCUGCAAUUGGUUAUGGCACAACAUUGACAUUGACUGACACCUCAAACAAAAUAAAGAAAGGAACCAAAGGAGAUGUGUCCGUGUUACAGCCCACUCUCAUGGCAGCAGUUCCAGCUAUCAUAGACCGUGUUCGUGAUGGGGUUCUUAAAAAGGUUGAAGAGAAGGGGGGUUUUGUUAAAAAGCUUUUCAAUGUUGCUUAUAAACGUCGACUAGCUGCUGUAGAAGGGAGUUGGGUUGGUGCUUGGGGACUGGAGAAAUUUUUAUGGGAUGUAAUAGUUUUCCGAAAAAUUCAGUCUGUUCUCGGCGGGCGUAUUCGUUUUAUGCUGUGCGGUGGAGCCCCGUUAUCUGGAGAGUCACAGCGUUUUAUUAACAUUUGCAUGGGGGCACCAAUUGGACAAGGAUAUGGUUUAACAGAGACGUGUGCUGGCGCAGCUUUCUCUGAGUGGGAUGACAUUACUGUUGGACGUGUUGGUCCUCCUCUUCCAUGCUGCUACAUCAAGCUUGUUUCUUGGGAAGAAGGUGGAUAUACAACAUCAGACAAACCAAUGCCCAGAGGUGAGAUUGUAAUUGGUGGGCAGAGUGUAACAGUUGGCUACUUUCAAAAUGAAGAUAAAACCAAAGAAGAGUACAAGGUUGAUGAAAGAGGGAUGCGGUGGUUUUACACGGGUGACAUUGGGCGAUUUCACCCAGAUGGAUGCCUUGAAAUCAUUGAUAGAAAGAAAGAUAUUGUAAAGCUUCAACAUGGAGAAUAUAUCUCCCUUGGGAAGGCUGAGGCAGCCCUGAUUUCAAGCAACUAUGUGGAAAAUAUCAUGGUACAUGCAGAUCCAUUCCACAAUCAUUGUGUAGCGCUCGUUGUUCCUUCACAUUCAGAAUUGGAGAAGUGGGCUCAAGAAUCUGGCAUCCAGUACAAAAGUGUUUCUGAGCUUUGUGACAAACCUGAAGCAAUCAAGGAAGUCCAAGCAUCUCUGUCAAAGGUUGGAAAGGGUGCAAAGCUGGAUAAGUUUGAAAUUCCGGCAAAAAUAAAGUUGUUACCUGAUCCAUGGACACCGGAAUCAGGAUUAGUGACAGCCGCCCUUAAGUUGAAGAGGGAGCAACUUAAAACCAAGUUCAAGAAUGACCUCGAACAAUUAUACGCCUGAUGGAAAUGGGUAAUUAAUUUACUCAAUACAAAGUCUACAUUUUAGGCCAUGUUACUCUGGCUGGCCUAAAGUGUAAUCUAUCUAUGGCUCUAUGCUGAACGUUUUUGUGCUGAUAGAAGACUGCAUUGGUUACAGGGCCUUUCAAUUAUCUUUUUGCGUUGUAAGGUCCUAAAACAUUUCUUGUUGAGCCAAUUUUUUUUUUAUUUUUUUUUUUGUCUUUUUUUUUUGUGCGUGGGAAAGAAUGAGAUGACAUACUGCAUUGCUGAUGGGUACUUCAACUUUAAGUUGCACUGUCAGCUGAAUUUGAUUUGAUAGUUUGCUUCCAUUCCUGGAAUCUUUGUUUCACUAAUUAAUUGGAUGUGUUAAAAACAUUUAAAUGAAAGUUCCUGCACAAUCAGGAAAGAUAAGGUGGAAACGGGAACAGAAACCACUGAAGUUCAAAGUGUAACCAAAUAACUCUUUACUUGCUUAGGCCCUAUGCCUUUAGGCCGUAAUAAUAGCGUUAAGGCCGGUAGCCGUGAUGUGUUUUGAAUGAA
This is a messenger RNA of Spinacia oleracea (spinach), 2948 nucleotides long. RefSeq names its product long chain acyl-CoA synthetase 8. The record is from RefSeq and is a predicted model, not a curated record. Gene Ontology annotation, cellular component: membrane; endoplasmic reticulum. Lineage: Eukaryota; Viridiplantae; Streptophyta; Magnoliopsida; Caryophyllales; Amaranthaceae. Gene Ontology annotation, molecular function: long-chain fatty acid-CoA ligase activity. The transcript has 12 exons. Bases 217 to 2412 code for a protein of 731 amino acids.